AUGCUUUUGCAAAUACUACUCCAGGUUUUCUCCUUAGUGACUUUGGUGAGCGCUGGCUGCAAGCCAUCUAAAAUCCUCAGCACAGGAUUCAAAGUCGUGGGAUAUAAUUAUCCUCAUGGCUCUACGGAGGGUUGGAACAAAGAUUUCCUUCAAACUGGAUACAAAGCUCGUGGUAAAUUCUUCUCCACCGACGAGGUCACUGACGUUGCUUUCUACUAUGGUACAGCUGGUGGUAUUGUCACUCAAGGUCAACUUUAUGGUGAGACGAUUACCAUUACCAAUUUCACCAUCGAGUUGACUGGUUACUUUGUUCCAGACGAGACUGGAGAAUAUACGUGGUCCAUUGACAACGCUGAUGAUGGUGCAGCUUUAUCGUUAGUCACAGUGGGUGGAUGUUGUAAUGACGUCGGACAAGUGACUAGCGAAUUCGCCAUCAGCACAUUGCGUGGAUACGCUGGAGCCGGAACUGCAUCUUCAAAAUCUACCACCGUGACUUUGGAAAAAGGAUUGGCAUACGCCAUCAAAAUUGUCAACUUCAACUGGAACGGACCUGCUUCUUUAGGGGUUUCUUACGUGACGCCUUCCGGUAAGACUGUCACAAACUUUGACCAUAUUCACCAGGUGACUUUCCAAACUGAUAACUGUGAGGUUCCUCCUGUUCUUACUACUACAACUACUUACGGAACCAACAGUAUCCACACAAAAACAGGUACAUACACCCCAUCAGACUGCUCUCAUGUUUCCACAUGUACUAUCACAGUCGUCCCACCUCAAACCACGACUACCAUUACCAGAACAACAGAUACUACUCUCCCACCUGGAACUUACACCCCAUCUGACUGUCCUCAUAUUGCUAGCUGCACAGUUACUGUUGUUCCACCACAUACCACCACUACCGUCACCGAAAAGACUGGUACUGUUCCUGGCACAUUUACACCAUCCAAUUGUGCUGAUGUGGAAACUUGUACUGUCACUGUUGUACCUCCACACACGACUACUACAGUAACUGAAAAGACUGGCACAAAUCCAGGCACUUUCACACCAUCUGACUGCGCUGAUGUUGAAACAUGUACUGUCACUGUCGUUCCACCUCAUACUACUACAACCGUUACUGAGACUACCGGAACUGUUCCAGGUACAAUUACUCCUUCUGAUUGCGCUGACGUGGAAACUUGUACAGUCACCGUCGUUCCACCACAUACUACUACAACCGUUACUGAAACUACUGGGACUGUUCCUGGCACAUUUACACCUUCUGACUGCUCUGAUGUUGAAACUUGUACAGUUACAGUUGUUCCUCCACAUACCACUACUACCGUCACCGAAAAGACUGGUACUGUUCCUGGCACAUUUACACCUUCGGACUGUGCUGAUGUGGAAACUUGUACUGUUACCGUCGUCCCACCUCAUACAACUACAACAGUAACUGAAAAGACUGGCACAAACCCAGGUACUUUUACACCUUCUGAUUGCGCUGAUGUAGAAACAUGCACAGUCACAGUUGUCCCACCUCACACGACUACCACUGUGACAGAAAAAACUGGCACCGUUCCAGGUACCUUUACUCCAUCUGACUGCGCAGAUGUCGAGACUUGUACAGUUACUGUUGUACCUCCACAUACCACUACUACGGUUACAGAAAGUACCGGCACUGUUCCCGGCACUUUUACUCCAUCGGAUUGUGCUGAUGUUGAGACAUGUACUGUCACUGUUGUUCCACCUCACACUAGAACUACUGUAACCGAUAUAACUGGAACUGUUCCAGGUACUUACACUCCUUCAGGAUGUGCUGAACUUGAGACCUGUACUGUUACAGUUGUUCCACCACAUACCACCACUACUGUUACUGAGACUACUGGUACCGUUCCGGGCACUUUCACGCCUUCUGACUGCGCUGAUGUGGAAACAUGUACUGUCACUGUCGUUCCACCUCAUACUACUACAACCGUUACUGAGACUACUGGAACUGUUCCAGGCACAUUUACACCUUCGGACUGUGCUGAUGUGGAAACUUGUACUGUUACUGUUGUGCCACCAGAAGUCAGAUCUUCUAGUUCUGCAUUGUACUCAAAUGUGACAUCUUCUGCUCCACAAACCUUGACCGAAACUGACACUACACAUACUAUCAUUACUGUUACGUCUUGUCUGGACCACAAAUGUGUAACCAGUAUCGUUUCGACAACCCUGGGAAGCCAAAUUACAUCUUCCACUAGUGCAUUCCCACUGUCUUCGGACAUUAACAGUUCAGUUCCAAGCACAGCUACCCAGUCCACAGGUUCUGAGUCUUAUACCGAAUCAUCCAAGUCUGGUGUGGUAAGUGAGUCAACAGUAACCAGCACUGAGACAACCAAUACUCAAGCUUCAGGAACUGCUUCUUCUGGUGGAAAUGUCGAAACUACAUCUUCUGGUUUCGAACCUUCCUCUGGUACUGAAACAACAUCUGGUGCUGUUGGCACUUCCUCUGGUGUUGAAACUUCGUCUGGUGCUAUUGAAACUUCUAGCUCUAUUGAAGCUUCUUCUGGUGCCAUUCAGUCCUCAUCUGGUGUAUACACUCAGCCAACACUUAGUUCUGAAGCCCCAAGCUCAAGCAUCAAUACUCAAACGGCUUCGAACACCGUUUCGAGCUCGUUCAAUCCUCCUAACACUGUCGUUCCAGGUACUGCCUCUAACGAGGAAACCUCGAGUUCCAGAUCUGGACAACAAACUUCUGAAUCAACCACUUCUGCUCAGUCAACUUCUGGAUCUGCUACUACCCCAGGUUCCAACAGUCAGCCUAACGUCACUGGUUCUGGUUCUACUCCAAGCACCGUAUACACUGUGACUGUUUCCUCUAGCACACAAACUCCUGUGAUCAAUACUUCCUUCGAGGGCCUUGCUAGCAGGAAAUCAAUGAGCUUCUCCAUUUUGGCUCUUUUCUGCGCGUACUUGCUUUAG
Messenger RNA from Clavispora lusitaniae ATCC 42720, 2934 nucleotides. Its product is annotated as PA14 domain family protein. The record is from RefSeq and is a predicted model, not a curated record. NCBI's taxonomy places the organism in Eukaryota, Fungi, Ascomycota, Pichiomycetes, Serinales, Metschnikowiaceae.